AUGGGCGUCCCGAGCUUCUACCGCUGGAUCGCGCAGAAGUACCCGAAGAUCGUCGCCGACGUCGUCGAGGACGAGCCCGUCGACGCGCUCGGACGCCGGGUGGAGCUGAACAGCGCCGAGGCGAACCCGAACGGCAUCGAGUUCGACAACCUGUACCUGGACAUGAAUGGCAUCAUACACCCGUGCUUUCACCCGGAGGACCGACCGGCGCCGACGACGGAGGAGGAGGUGUUUGAGUGCAUAUUCGAUUACAUCGAUCGGUUGUUCUUGAUGAUACGACCGAGGAAGGUGCUGUACAUGGCGAUCGACGGGGUGGCGCCGCGAGCGAAGAUGAAUCAACAGCGAAGUCGACGGUUUCGAAGCGCGCAGGAGGCGAGAGAGAAAGCGGAGGAGGAAGAAAAGUUGAGGGAGAAGUUGAUCAGGGAGGGGGUGAAGGUGCAGCCGAAACAAGAGUCGGGGGUGUUUGAUUCGAACGUAAUCACGCCGGGGACGCCGUUCAUGGGACGGCUGAGCGAGGCGUUAAAGUACUACGUGCACGAUAAGUUGAACAACGAUCCGGGAUGGCGGGGAAUUGAGGUUAUCUUUAGCGAUGCGAGCGUACCGGGGGAGGGAGAGCACAAGGCGAUGCACUACAUACGGCAACAAAGGGGGCUGCCGGGGGCGAAUCCGAACACGCGGCACGUCGUCUACGGUUUGGACGCGGAUUUGAUCAUGUUGGCGCUCGCGACGCACGAGCCCCACUUUUGGAUCUUGCGCGAGAUUGUGUUUCAGAAGAAGGAUAACGAGGCGCCGCAGACGCUGGGGCUCGGGACGGAGGAGACGAAGAAAAAGGUGGCCAUCGCGCGUAAGCCGUACCAGUUGCUCAGCGUGAGCGUCUUGCGCGAAUACUUGGCGUUGGACAUGCGCCCUGUCGCACCGACGCCGUUCAAGCUCGACCCAGAGCGGAUGUUUGACGACUUUAUCUUCAUGUGUUUCUUCGUCGGAAACGAUUUCUUACCGCAUUCGCCGACGUUGGAAAUCCGUGAGGGCGCCAUCGACUUGUUGAUGACGCUCUACCGAAACUGUCUUCCGACGCUCGGUGGAUACCUGUGCGCGGACGGCCGUCCCAAUCUCUCCAUCGUCGAAAAGUUUGUGCGGCUCGUGAGUGAGCACGAGGACGCCAUCUUUCAGAAGCGUGCCAAGAAGGAGGCGCGAAUGCGGAGUUCAAGACAACGCGAUAAACAAAAGGCGAAGGAUUACUACGAGCGCCAGCGCAAAGGGAGCGGUACCAACGUGCCGCAACACCGCGUGCUCGGUGGAUCGAGAAACGCGAGUGAUCGCGCGCCCGCAGCGCCGACAGAACAGCUCGUCGCGCUCGGUCGCGGAAAACCGACGCCACCUCCGAGCGCGCCGAAGACGGCGGCGGAGAACAAGAGCGCCGCGGAUGCGCUGCGCGAACGAUUAAAGACGCGAGGUAAGCGCGCCGCCGAAGCGACGGCUGACGCCAUGGGUGAGCGCGAGGAAGAAACGGACAACAUUCGGCUCGGAGAAAGUGGCUGGAAAGAUCGCUAUUACGAAGCAAAGAUGCAGGCAACGCCACAAACGCGAGAUGAGAUCAUUCGGGGCAUGGUCAUUGAGUACGUGCGCGGCUUAAUUUGGGUGUGUCGAUAUUACUUCGAAGGGUGUUGCUCUUGGAGUUGGUUCUACCCAUACCAUUACGCCCCGUUCGCGAGUGAUUUAUAUGACUUGAGUACGAUCUCUACCGAUUUUGAUCUCGGCAAACCGUUCAAGCCGUUUUCGCAGCUCAUGGGCGUGUUGCCGGCGGCGUCUUCGCACGCGUUGCCCGCAGCGUUCGCGCCGUUGAUGUCGGACAAAGACUCUCCUAUCAUCGACUUUUAUCCCGAAGACUUCGCGCUCGAUAUGAACGGGAAGCGUUUUACGUGGCAGGCCGUGGCACUGCUCCCUUGGAUCGACGCCAACCGUCUGCUAGAACAAACGGAGAUGCUCGAAUACACGCUCACCGCCGAGGAAAAGCGCCGAAACUCCAUCAACGAGGAGGAAAUAUACGUCAAUGCCGCGCAUCCGCUCGCAAAACAGUUUCUCGAGCUCGAAGAGCGGGAAGACGAAGACGUGGAAAAAACGCUCAAGAUGGAUCCGAAGCUUAGUAAAGGCAUGAACGCCACGCUCGUGUCGGUGAAACGCGACGCGCAGCCCACGAUGAUACCGUCGCCGAUGUCGAGUCGCCAAGACAUCUCGAACAACAAAGUAGUCGUGGCGUCGAUGCGUUUGCCGACCGAUAGAUUUGUGCCGCCGGUGCUGAUGCCCGGUGCGGUGUUACCGACGCCUAUGGUGACGGAGGCUGACUUGCCGCCGCCGCCGCAGUUGUUUCAUCAGACGGACAACUACGGGCGCAACAACAACAACAAC
This is a messenger RNA of Ostreococcus lucimarinus CCE9901, 2406 nucleotides long. RefSeq lists its product with no specific name. The transcript has 2 exons. Gene Ontology annotation, biological process: nuclear-transcribed mRNA catabolic process. The annotation marks the transcript as partial. Gene Ontology annotation, cellular component: nucleus. NCBI's taxonomy places the organism in Eukaryota, Viridiplantae, Chlorophyta, Mamiellophyceae, Mamiellales, Bathycoccaceae. Gene Ontology annotation, molecular function: RNA binding; 5'-3' RNA exonuclease activity. The record is from RefSeq and is a predicted model, not a curated record.